Messenger RNA from Magallana angulata, 2112 nucleotides. RefSeq lists its product as uncharacterized. The transcript has 5 exons. The record is from RefSeq and is a predicted model, not a curated record. NCBI's taxonomy places the organism in Eukaryota, Metazoa, Mollusca, Bivalvia, Ostreida, Ostreidae. Bases 103 to 756 code for a protein of 217 amino acids.
GUAUAAGUAUUCAUCAUUAAACGAGGCUACAAUUGAUAUUAAGGAAACGUUUGACAUAAGGCUUGAUCUAGAAAAGUUUUUUAUUUUCUUAAUCAAAAAAUCAUGUUGGAAUAUUCAUUGGCCAGAUUAUUUUUCCUAAUCUUGUGUGUGUCGAAGGCGUCAGAUGCUUGCUAUUACAGUUACUACUAUAGCUACUACUACUGCUCUUACUAUUCUUCGGAUACUAGUUUAAGCGGCGGUGCCUGGGCUGGAAUCGUAGUAGGGAUGAUAAUAUUUUCUGGGAUUGUAGCUGCCAUUAUUUUCUAUCUUGUAUGCAAGAAUGUAUGCCCUGGGAAAUCACCUUUUAGCCGCCACCUCGGGCGUACUCGUGUAGUCAAUAUACCGGGUUUGGUUUCUAGUAACAACACAGCUCCAGUUCAAAACGCAACUCUUUCUCAACAACACGCUUAUCCGCCCAUUACAGUAACCUCUGGUCCUCGGAAAUCACUUUUUAGCGGCCUUUUAAGCGGCCACUUCGGGCGUACUCAUGUAAUCAAUAUACCGGGUUUGGUUUCUAGUAACAACACAGCUCCAGUUCAAAACGCAACUCUUUCUCAGCAACACGCUUAUCCGCCCAAUACGGUAAACGAUGGUAUAGGUCAGGGUUCAUCCUUUCAGUACGGACAGCUCCCCAACCAAUACGGAGUACCUCCCCCUGUCUACAAUACCAACAUCGGAUCUGCACCCCCACCAAAAUACUCUUCCAUGUUUCGAUGAAAACCUCGCCGCCUAAAAAACUUAAUCUUAAUUAUAUCUGCGGGAUUAUUAUCCUCGUAAAAUUUUGAAAAGUACUUCUCGCGGAUUUUAAGAUAUCUUACAUUAGUUAUUAUAGGUAAUAAUAAUUUUAGGCACUCGGAAUUUCAUAUCUUUGCUAGUUGUACAAGGCAACACAAUAUUAAAUUAUCCGCGUUAAAUCUCGAAAAGCACCUCUUACGGAUUUUUGAAUUGCUGACAAUAACUAUGAAAAAGAAAAUAACGCAUUCGCGUUAUUGUAAUUAACUCUGUCGUAUGCACUUUUUAUGCAAUAAUGUUUGAAUUUAUCUAAACUUUUACCAAAAAGUUUACGGGAGCUGGAUGCUAAACCAAUUUCCUAUCAGAUCUAUCUCAAACUUUGAUGAAAAAAAUAGUGCAAUUCAAAGCAAUAAGCCAUAUAGUAUAUGAAAGUUAUUUAAAUAACUGUUUUUAUGUAAACGACUGAAUCAUUAUUUUACCCAUUUUCUGUUUUUUUCCGUAUGAUACCUCAUGUAGUGUGUAACCCUUGGUGAGCCCCUAUGCAUUUGAUGUUUCUAUGAUUUCUGAUUGGUUAAUAAUAUUUAGGUAUCUUAUUACAUUGUUAGCGUCCCGCAUGUAAACACUGCAAAAAAUCGGCGUAGUUUUUAAAUAUAAUAUAUACUCUUAUCAAUAUUUUUAGUUUAAAAGUUUACUAUUAUCUUAUAUCUUUGUACAGAGGUCUUCUUCUUAAGAUAGUAAUGUUGUCAAAAAAUAAUUUAUUUGGAGAGGGUUUGCAUAGGCUGCCUGUUCUCCAAAUCUCUGUGAAUUUUCGAUAAAGUAUACUAAAUUUGUUUUUAAUCAAAUACAGAAUUUUUGAACCUGAAUAUAAUCUAUGCAAUCUUACUAAAAGAGUCGCUUCAUUUCCUCUUUGUAUGGAUGAUUCAUUUUCUUUUUCAAAUGAAAUAUAUUUUUGUAAAACAGUUUUAUGUACUUAAGAAACUGAGGUAAACAUCAAGUCCUUUAUUUAUUAAGUCAUACUACAUUAAGGCUUGAAAAGCACUGACUCUUAAAUAAAAGAAGACGUCUUUCAAAUAGACUUAUGUCAGUUUGGUGAAAAGUAUAUUCAAGUUUUUAUUGUAAUACAAAGAUACCUCUCAUUUUGUAUUUUAUUAACCAAAGGUGCGACUAUAUCUGUUUGCCAUUCUUUAAAAAGUUGGGUGGUCAACAAGUUAACCACCAGAUCUGCCUAAAAAUUUUAAGGAUGAUAAGGCCAUAAAUAUUUUUUUGUAAAGAUAAAAUCCAAGUAUUUUAGCUUUUAAGUUGGAAAACAUUAUAUAUAUAUAUAUAUAUAUAUAUAUAUAU